CGCGCGAGCCCGCCCAUGUGACUGAAUGGCUCGCGAUGGCGCUGCCGCGGCUGCUGCUGCUGGAGCUCGCGCUCUACGCCUGUUGCUUCAUCUGCGGGAUCAUCACCGCCGCUUCACUCACAAUUUCUCAGGGUGAUUUUGAAGGGAGGUGCAUGCUCUACGGCACUGUGCACUUGAAUGGUUCAGACUUCACCGUAAACCAAUCCAGCUCUCCCUCAAUCUGUUAUUUUGUGUCGGCCAUCUCCGUGUGUGUGGCCAUCUUCUGCUUCUCCUCCCUCCUCUACUGGGUCUACACAAGCUGCCUAGAUGGAGAAGUUAAAAGAGAGCGUAUAUGGAUGAAUUUGUCUUUGGUUGUGUGCGGAGUUUUCCUCUUCUUCCUCCUGGUGACGGGGUGUAUCUUGAAAGUGGGCCGAGACAGACUGUGUGAAUCGGUGCUCCAUGAAGGACCAAACAUAACCAGGUGUGACGAAGCACAAAGUAAGCCGUGGGCAAAGCCUCUGAAUGGGAACAGUUUCUAUUCCAGACUGCACAGUGCUGAGACGGCAGUGUGGGUGAAUUUCUUCUGCUGGAUGAUCAUCGCUGUUCUGGUGGUCCUGCAGCGUAGGGGGGUCUCUGAAUACAGGUCACGAGAAGAGGACGCUGGGGCCAGUCCUUCUGAAACUGAGCCUUUCUUCAACCGCCCAGGACACCCCCAGUGAACGCACAGCUGGACCGAAACAUCAUUUAUGUGAACCAAACACACACACACACGCACAGAAACACACUCACACACACUGAGUACUCACAGAAAUGGAUAAAUACAGACACAUAUUCAGACAGUACCUGUGACUAGCUGAAGGAACAAGCUUUUGGCUACACCCGUCAGUGCCUUUAGUUUUGCUCACCAGCGGUAUCAAGGCUUUGUUGCCAUGGUUACUGAUCUGCGAUUGGCAACAGUAGGCUGGCAGUUACGAGGGUGUGGUGGCCAGAUUGGUCUCCCUGACCUGCGCUGAUUUAGACACAGCUGAAACAGCUCAGAUUUGACUAGGCUAUUGACUAGACUCUCUAAUAUGCACGUGUUCGUGGACACAUUUCAUAUCUCUUGCUUGCUUUGAGUCUCUGAAAAAUACCUGUGAUGCAUUUCAGAGAUGAAAUUUUUUGACAGUGUUGGUAAAUGGAAUAUAUAACUGAAUGGAAAUGAGUGCUAGAAGAUUUACUGUAUGUUAUAUUUGUCUUACAUGAACUUUUAAAGUAGUUUUUUGUGAGGACUUGUGUGUUUUGUACAACAUUAGCUCCCCCUGCUGUCUGUUUUUAUUUACUUGCUGUAUUGAAAUACUGUAUCUACAACUUCCCUAUUCUUUUUGUUUUGGCUUUAUUUCACAUUUUUGUGCUACUUUUCAGCUACGUUGCUGAAUCUUGGGAUGUAUAGACUCUGUUCUUAACCAAAAGAAUGCUUGGGAAUGAAUAGGUGCGUCUAAAAGUGCUUGAGUGGCAGUAUUUUGUUGGGUUAGAGAUGUCAUUUGUGAUGGCACUGUCCUACACGCACACAAGGACUGCAGAAAUGUGUGUGCAUGUGGAACAGCACAGUUUGGGCUGACAGGGUCAUAAAUCUACCCAUAGGCUUAUGAUAAGACCUGUCUGGUGUGGGCUAGGUGCCAAAAUCAUGCUGCUGUCCACAGCAGUAAAGUACUCAAAGACACAGUGUCCUUCCUGCUGUCCUCCCACACAAAGACAGACUCUGCUUUAUCUGUUUAGUGCCUUAUUACCAAUUACUCUUACAUCAGUAUCUUCCUUUCUGUUACCAUCCUGAUUUACAUGCUUCAUCUCUCUUCAUCUUACUGUUCUAUGCAAUAUGUCACAUUUCCAUGCAUUCUGGGAGAACAGCCAUAUGUGCGUAUAUAUAUAUAUAUAUAUAUAUAUAUAUAUAUAUAUAUAUAUAUAUAUGUAUAUGUGAAUUGUAUUAUUAGAUAACAUUCUUUCUGCACUGAUUUUAUUAAAUGAAAAAUGUUGCAUCUUAAUCAUAGCCUGUUUAUUGGAUUACAGUAUGUUUUGAAUAACUUCCCUCACAAAUAGUAUCCUAUAUAUUAUACUGUACCUGUUGGGAUGACAAGAUAUUUUGGUUGACAAGUGAUGUUGGGCUUGUUUUCAAAAACUUUGAGAUUUGGUAAGAUGUAUGGCAUCAUGCACUUAGUCAUGAUAUGGAACAUUUGAUGAGACUGGAUCUUCUAUUGCUAUUUCAAUAGAACACCAAUGAAAAGCUUCCUUCCACAUUCACAAAAUUCUGACCACAGAAUCAAAGUCUUCCCAGAGUUGCCCCAGUUCACUUCCUGACCAGCUGUGUGUUAAACAUGUUUGCUCUGUCAAAACAAGUGCAGGUCUACCUGAACCACAGCUAAACUGUUGCUAAACUCAAUGUACAUUCAAAUGAUGUGAUAAGUGAUAAUCAGCCGAACUAAAAAUGCUGAUUAAUA
Molecule: messenger RNA, 2450 nt
Organism: Pygocentrus nattereri (red-bellied piranha)
Lineage: Eukaryota; Metazoa; Chordata; Actinopteri; Characiformes; Serrasalmidae
Gene: tmem179ba
Product: transmembrane protein 179Ba
Exons: 5
Coding region: 36-698 (220 amino acids)
Source: RefSeq, a predicted model, not a curated record